Molecule: messenger RNA, 1263 nt
Organism: Lactuca sativa (garden lettuce)
Lineage: Eukaryota; Viridiplantae; Streptophyta; Magnoliopsida; Asterales; Asteraceae
Gene: CCL
Product: CCR-like protein
Cellular component (GO): chloroplast
Source: RefSeq, a predicted model, not a curated record
CAUUCCAUCAAUACAUACACGAUUCAAUCAAUCAAAAUGCAUGCUUCCAUCUACCUGCCUUCAACAUCGUUCCUCCCUUUGCCAUCUACCAAAGCCUCAAGUCUCUCAAAUACAUUAUUGUAUACUACUACACUUACCAAAUGUCAACUUUGUCAAACAUCAUCGUCUCUCUCAAAUUCAAUCAAAGCAGCACCAUCCGGCAAUAAUUCUCAGUUUGAUUACAGCUCCAUGGCCUCAUCAGUUUUCCCAGCAGAAGCAUGCGAGACUCUAGCUGGCGAUGCUUGUGAUGUUGAGAUGUUCCCGGAGACCGAGAUCAAACAACAACCCAACCCCAAACUUGAUCCUCCCACUUCAGAACAAGUUGAUAGAGAGCAUCUCGAGUACAGUAGUCCCAACACAUAACGUCGAUAUUUUAUUGCAGAGGCUUGCGAUGAUCUUGGAGGGGAGUUCUGUGACCCGGCAUAUCAGAGUGGAGUUAACUAAACCAACAUCAGUAUUUAAUUCUCAAUAUUGUAAAUUAUAUAAUCAACUGUGGGAUUUGUCAUCUUUUGAUAGGUAGAUUCGACUUACCUUCAUUUUCAUUAUACAUUUUUAGAAGUGCAAUAUUGGGCGGAAUCGAUCAGUUGAAAAAUGAGUUCACAAAACCAACUAAUAUUUUAGUUCAACAAAUUACAAUUCCAACUGGGUUCUUUAUAGGCAUAAUAUUAAUCCAAAAAAGUUUUGAUAAAAAGAGAACUAAAUAAUAAGUGGAUCCGAUAGAAUCGUUCAACCCUACAAAAAAAUUAUAUACAACGUGGAUCAUGUAGUAGUUCACGGAGUAGAUGUUGCACAAAAUGUUAAAAAUAAGUAAAAAUAGACGUGAAAUCAAAUUCAUAAAAACAUAAAAUCGAGAAGAUUGCAAAUAAUCAAAAAACCAUAGUGUCGAAGAGCUAGGCCAUUUUCGGCUCGCUGGUUACUAUACUGCUGCUUCUCAGCCACCACUUGCCUUCAGUCUCUCCUCAAUCGUGUUGUGUUGCGCCCCCGACUCAUGGCGUUCUCCCUCUCUGGCUCUCAUCCGUCAUCACAUUGCCAACUAACGGUUAGUUCUCGACCUCUCACAGCCUUAUUUCUCGUUUGUGUUCCUGCCCACCUUCUUAACUUUCUCCACCGACCGGCUCAUAACUAUGAAAUUUUGGGGUAUAUCACUUUUGUUAACCUAAUUUUUUAUUAGGGGUGAGCAAAACCAAACCUGGAAACCGAAAAACUGAAAAAAAAAAAAAAAAA